GGGAUGUGUGGUAAUAACCCGGAAGUAAAAUAGCCGCGCAGACCAGUAUGUGGUUUGAACCGCGUUAUAUUAUAACGAGAAUUUGGCAAGUAGCCGAUAUUAGCAGCUAGAACAAAUAAAUAGAAAUUUAUAACUAAAAGGACAAGUAGGUUAUUCUCUCAGUUAGCCACUAUGCUUCCACUAUCUUUACUGAAAACAGCGCAGAACCACCCAAUGCUGGUGGAGCUGAAGAAUGGAGAGACAUACAACGGUCAUCUGGUCAGCUGUGACAACUGGAUGAACAUCAAUUUAAGAGAAGUCAUCUGUACCUCCCGGGAUGGAGAUAAGUUCUGGAGGAUGCCCGAAUGCUACAUCCGAGGAAGCACGAUCAAAUACCUGCGGAUCCCUGAUGAAAUCAUCGACAUGGUGAAAGAGGAAGUCGUGUCCAAGGGCCGUGGCCGGGGUGGCAUGCAGCAGAAUAAACAGCAGGGAAAGGGCAGAGGAGGCGGAGCCGGCCGAGGUGUGUUUGGUGGCCGGGGAAGAGGCAUGCAAGGUGCUGGCCGUGGACAGCCACAAGACAAAAAGCCUGGAAAACCACAGGGCGUCAAAAACCAGCACUGAACACAAACACAAUACCUCCUUUUUUUUCUUUCAUCAUUUUCUUCUUCUCACCAGAUGUAUAACAUGACACUUUUUUCCCCAUCCACUGAAUCAAAUUUGAAUGUAUCAUUUACUUUUUGGUGCAGUUUGCUAUAAAACAAACACUUAUCCUAUGUAGUAAAUGACCAUUCUGUUAAAAAAAAAAACACACAUAGUCAUUAUAAUGUGAAAGCAAAGAAUAUUUUGAUCCCCUUUCUCAAUUUCAUAAAUGAUCAAGUAGCAGAAAAAAAAUAUGUUCUGAUCAUUUAAAUAUUGGAUGCCCCGAAAUGACAUCCAUUUUGCCUCAAUGGUAGAAAAAUCUUAAUUUUUUUCUUAGACCUUAAUUUUGGUUUUUGGUUUCAGUUUUUCCUGCCUCAUUUGUCUUUUUCCCAAUGGACAUGGACAUGGAGAAGUGCUGUAAAUUAUGUGGAGUAGCCUUAAUAAAUACUUUUUUGUUAA
Molecule: messenger RNA, 1077 nt
Organism: Pangasianodon hypophthalmus (striped catfish)
Lineage: Eukaryota; Metazoa; Chordata; Actinopteri; Siluriformes; Pangasiidae
Gene: lsm4
Product: LSM4 homolog, U6 small nuclear RNA and mRNA degradation associated
Exons: 5
Coding region: 172-600 (142 amino acids)
Biological process (GO): spliceosomal snRNP assembly; P-body assembly; mRNA splicing, via spliceosome
Cellular component (GO): P-body; U6 snRNP; spliceosomal tri-snRNP complex
Molecular function (GO): U6 snRNA binding
Source: RefSeq, a predicted model, not a curated record